UCUCUCUCACAGUUUCUUUCCCUUUGCCGUCUCGCUCUUCUUCUUCUCCCAACUGCGACUUAUCAUCAGCGAUUAGGUUAGGUUUCUUCACAGAUUCAAAACCAGCGAUGAUGACAGUUGUGCCCACAUCGGAGGAUGACCCUGUUCUCACCGCCGUCCGAUUCACAUCGGAACUUUCCUGGUCCGACGCCGGUCCCGAGAUGGUUGAGUCGCAAGUGCAGAGGCUAUGUCUAGAGGCUCAAGAAUGCAUUGUGAUGGGUAGAUGGUUGGAUUUAGCUUCUCUCAUGCUUACUUCCGCCGACUUGAUAUUUUCCAAAGUUUCUGAUAAAGAUGUGGAAUGCAUUUACACUGUUAUUUGCUCUCUUGUCACGAAGCCUGAGAGCCCUGACGAGUCAUUGGAGAUGGCCAAACUUAUCGCCAAUAAAGUAACUCAACAAGCAAAUGACAAGCCAGCGUUGCGUUUGAAGAUAUUGUUCAAUUUGUACAAUUUGCUGGAGAACCCAUAUAGUCGGUUCUAUGUAUUCAUGAAGGCCCUUGAUCUGGCUAUCAAUGGGAAGACGACUGAACUCAUUAUUCCCACCUUUAAAAAGAUGGAUACCUUCUUGCGAGAGUGGAACAUUGGGCUGGAGGAUCAAAGGAAACUUUUUCUUACCAUUGCUAACAUUCUGAAAGAGAGCAAAAGUCGCAGCUCAGGAAAGGAUUCCUUCAAGUUCCUUACAAGGUAUCUUGCUACUCUUUCAAAUGAAGAUGCACAUGCUAUUAGUGAAGCCAAGGGGGAAGCUGUCAAUGCUGUGAUUGAAUUUGUUAAGGCACCUGACAUGUUCCAGUGUGAUCUGUUGGAUAUGCCUGCUGUUGCACAGUUGGAGAAAGAUGGAAACCUUGCUUUGGUAUAUGAGCUUUUGAAGAUAUUCCUUACUCAGAAGUUGGAUGCUUAUUUGGAAUUUCAUGCAGCAAAUUCAACUUUCUUGGAAGGCCAUGGUCUUGUACAUGAAGACUGUAUUACAAAGAUGAGGUUGAUAUCAUUGAUAGAUCUGGCCGCUGUCGAAUCUGGUCAAAUUCCCUUCACAUUAAUCAAGGACACACUCAAGAUAAAUGAAGACGAGGUGGAAAUGUGGGUUGUCAAGGCCAUCACAGCCAAGUUAAUUGACUGUAGAAUGGAUCAGAUGAAUCAGACUGUCAUUGUUAGCCGAUCUGUUGAGCGAAUGUUUGGACAGCAGCAAUGGCUAGCUCUUAGAACAAAGCUGGGAACAUGGAGGGGUAAUAUAGCUAAUGUCAUUAACACAAUUCAAGCGAACAAGGUCACUGAAGAAGGUAAUACACAAGCGAUGCAAGGAUUGGCGAUACGUUCAUGAGAGAUUGAGUCAAGUUGUUGGUACUGAUCAGAAUUUUUUUUAAAAAGAAAAGAUUUGAAUGGAAAGAGAGCUUAAACUGAUUUUUGUAGCUGCUGCAUUCUUCUUCUGUUUAAGUUGGACCAAUAAUCUUGGGAAAUUUUGUCCGAGGUUAACGUUAGAGCUGUUUUUAUUUAUUUCAAGAUUGGUGUUUUUGUUUGAUUGUUAUAUACUACUUGAACUCAAAUCUUUAUGGUCUAAACUUUUAUUUUCUUUAUUC
Molecule: messenger RNA, 1608 nt
Organism: Impatiens glandulifera
Lineage: Eukaryota; Viridiplantae; Streptophyta; Magnoliopsida; Ericales; Balsaminaceae
Product: eukaryotic translation initiation factor 3 subunit M-like
Exons: 10
Coding region: 108-1352 (414 amino acids)
Biological process (GO): cytoplasmic translational initiation
Cellular component (GO): cytoplasm; eukaryotic translation initiation factor 3 complex
Molecular function (GO): translation initiation factor activity
Source: RefSeq, a predicted model, not a curated record